AUGGUAAACGGUGUACCGAUCUUGAAUUCGGAAUUUAAACCUUUGGGAAGUACACCACUCCAACGAAUGAAGGACAGACUGAAGGCGCAGUCAAGGGCUCGGAAAUCCAUUAAUCAACAAUUACAAAGUAAGGGUGGUCCAGGCAAAGCCGUAAUACUUUUAAACAUGGGCGAUUCCAUGGAAUCUUACUCUAUGGAUCUCGAGUAUGACGGUUUAUACCGUUCCUGGCCAUUCCUCACUACCAGGCUGGUAGUUGAUAAGACCAUGAUUCCGCUUGCAGGAGUCGCGAUCCAUCAUUUGAUAUCUUUAGAGGAGCAUGUUGAACAGAUCGCAAAGGAUUUUAAAUAUAGAACAUGUCGUAGUGACAUUACUACACCAACUGAACAAAUGUCUUUUAUGC
Paraglomus brasilianum is the source of this 400-nucleotide messenger RNA. NCBI's taxonomy places the organism in Eukaryota, Fungi, Glomeromycota, Glomeromycetes, Paraglomerales, Paraglomeraceae. The record is from the annotation of a GenBank genome assembly.